GUGAGAAAGGUUGUGUGUCUGUUCACGUCUUGGUGACUGAGAGUCUGAGUCUCUGAGACACAUUUCAAUAUCAUAUUCAUUUAAAGAUUUAAAUUCUCAUUAGAAUGGAUAAAUCUUCUGACUUGACUUUCUGUGUAGACUGUGUGAUUUUGGAUGUCGAAGGAACCACUACUUCCAUCAAAUUUGUCAAGGACGAAUUGUUCCCUUUCGCGGCAUCGCAUGUGCGACGCCACCCUGGAGGACAACUGGCAAAGCCGGGAGACAAGAGACGAUGCAAACGCAGUGCUGCGACAGAUUCGGCAGAAGAUAGUGGGGAGAAUCUUGCUGGUGUAGAAAACAACGACCAGGAUUGCGUGAUUGAUCGAGUGGUGAAGCUGGUGCAGGAUAUGAUUGCUCAGGACAGGAAGGUGCCAUGUCUGAAGAACUUGCAGGGAAAAAUAUGGAAGAAAGGAUACGAAGAUGGGCGACUCAAGGGACACACUUUCUCCUCAGCGUAUACGCGGACAUAUGCCGACAUGCCUGAAGCAGUGGAGGGAGGAUACUGGAGUACAAGUUUACAUCUAUUAACAGCAACAGCAUCUAAGUACAGCGUGGCGGCACAAAAACUACUAUUCGCACAUACCGAUUACGGUGAACUCACCCCGUUCCUGAACGGUCACUUCGACACAGCCGUGGGCCCCAAGACGGCAUCCGAAAGUUACGUCAAAAUCGCCGCGUUGAUCUCGACUCCAGCCGACAAGAUCCUCUUCCUCGCCGACAUCGUGGCAGGUCAGGGUAAUGGCAUGGAUCAUUCCUUACAAUUAUUAAUUAAAUAUUCUCAGAUCACUUAUUUAAUAAUAGGUAUAUGUGAAGAUUUAAAUUUAGGCCAAGUAAACACUUCGAUUUAGGUGCAUGAAAAGAAUUCAAUUUAAGCGCUAGUGAUCAUUCCUCACAAUU
Molecule: messenger RNA, 936 nt
Organism: Hyalella azteca
Lineage: Eukaryota; Metazoa; Arthropoda; Malacostraca; Amphipoda; Hyalellidae
Product: enolase-phosphatase E1-like
Exons: 5
Coding region: 105-887 (260 amino acids)
Molecular function (GO): magnesium ion binding; acireductone synthase activity
Source: RefSeq, a predicted model, not a curated record